CCCCAAGAUGGCGGACACAAUGAGGAGGAGCCGCCGCGCUGCCGCCUGAGCGGGCCCGGCCCCGCCGCUCCCCGCGUUGCCCUGCCCGCGCUUAGCCCGCUGCCUCUCCCCGUUCUCCGCUGAGCCUCGUUGAGCCGCCAGGCCCGUUUUUGCUUUUCCUCGCCUCGUCUUCCCGUGCCCCGGGCCCACCUUGCCUUUCCCGGCCCGCUCGGCGGCCCCGCCCGCCCGCCCUCAGCGCGGCCGCCCCUGAGCGCGGCUCGGCCCGGCGGCAUGAAGCUGACGGACAACGUCCUGCGGAGCUUCCGCGUGGCCAAGGUGUUCCGCGAGAACUCGGACAAGAUCAACUGCUUCGACUUCAGCCCCAAUGGUGAGACCGUCAUUUCCAGCAGCGACGACGAUUCCAUCGUGCUGUACGACUGCCAGGAGGGCAAACCGAAGAGAACGCUGUACAGUAAGAAGUAUGGAGUGGACCUCAUCAGAUACACACAUGCAGCCAACACAGUCGUGUACAGCUCCAACAAGAUAGAUGAUACGAUCCGAUACCUCUCACUGCAUGACAACAAAUACAUUCGCUAUUUUCCUGGGCACACCAAAAGAGUGGUAGCCCUUUCAAUGUCUCCAGUGGAUGAUACUUUUAUUUCUGGAUCCCUUGAUAAAACUAUUCGACUCUGGGAUCUUCGCUCUCCGAAUUGUCAGGGCUUAAUGCAUCUCCAGGGGAAACCAGUGUGCUCUUUUGACCCAGAAGGGUUGAUUUUUGCUGCUGGAGUCAAUUCUGAAAUGGUGAAGCUUUAUGAUCUCCGCUCUUUUGACAAGGGGCCAUUUGCUACAUUUAAGAUGCAGUAUGACCGCACAUGUGAGUGGACGGGCCUGAAGUUCAGUAACGAUGGCAAACUCAUCCUUAUAUCAACUAAUGGAGGAUUCAUUCGACUGAUUGAUGCUUUUAAAGGAGCUGUCCUGCAUACAUUUGGGGGAUAUAACAAUAGCAAGGCUGUCACACUGGAGGCGUCGUUCACACCAGACUCUCAGUUCAUCAUGAUAGGAUCAGAGGAUGGGAAGAUUCACGUUUGGAACGGGGAAAGUGGGAUGAAAGUGGCAGUACUGGAUGGGAAACACACAGGUCCUAUAACAUGUCUGCAGUUCAACCCCAAAUUCAUGACUUUCGCUAGCGCAUGUUCAAAUAUGGCCUUCUGGUUGCCGACUAUUGAUGACUAAUUCCUACACUGCAGCUACUGUCAGAUGAUUUUCCACACUGCUAGCAGCAGUAUAUUCUUGCAAGGAUAGCAUUGGAAUUGCCUACAUCUUCUAGACUCUGAUCCCAUUCCUGUAUAUGUUUCCAUAUGUCUUACCUUAUUGGCUGCAUUCCUCUCCAAGGACUCUUUCACUUGACCUCCUAGCAUGUUCAGAAGUGACAUACAACACUUCCUUACCUUGCAGACCAUGCCCAGCAGGCUUCAGCUGAAGUUGAAACUGGCACAGUAUUAUGAAAGUGGGGAGUCUGCUUUAUUUACAGAAUGCUUGUGGCAGUUUUUAAGCUGUAAUUUUGUAUUCUCCUUCUUUAAGUGCAUAAUACAAUUGAUGUUCCAAGGUGGAACAUGCAGUUCCUUCCCACAAGUGCAUGUUUUUCACAUCUGGGAUCUCUGUUUCACUGGAGUCCACGGAUGGAAAUUACUUCUGUGCCAAAUGUGAACACUGAGAGAUUUCAACUCAAAGAACAGAUGCUGGAGUCUCUUGCACACAUUGCUGAAAGAGUGGGUGACUGUACAUUUACAUCAUGCAUCCUAUCAUCCUUUUUUGGCAAUUUAGUGUGCAACAAACCAUACACAUCUUUGACACUGCCAGAGCUUUAAGAAGCCUCCCUGCUGUUUGCUCUGCCAGCAUCCCAAAGGGUGCGCACAGUGCUGAAGUCUGGUCUGUGUCCCAAGCAAUAAAGGAGUCUGUCAGCAGGAAGAUGGGGAAACCAAACUGGGACUGAAAGCACAGUAUGCCUCUGUAUCUUCCUAAUGUAUCAUCUUGGCUGAUUUUUGUAAAUAUUUUUGGGGGGCAGUGGGAAUGGGCCAUAUUUUUUUACUUUUAGAUAUUAAAGAAUGUGAUGUGGGCCAGUGUUGUGGGAUGUCAAAGCUGUUCACUUUCACCAAUGCAGUUUUCCCCUCCUGGUUUGUAAAUAAGCUCUGUUAAGUGCUUUGCAGACUGGGGUUAGACUGUAUCGCUUGGUUGAUGCAACAACAUGCACAGUUGGUUUGUUAUUUCAUACACUGUGCACUUGUUACUGGGUGUACAGGUUUUCAGCAGUGGCAACCCAAAAAGAGCGAUGCUUCGUUUGCCAGAUGGAAUUGCAUUGAAAGUAAAGCUUAACAUGCUUUUGCUGGCUUUGUUCUGCUGUGGCCCUGUUCCAAGGACCACCCCCACAGAGAUGGGAGGGACAUGCUCUCCUACUCCAGCGGGGCUUGCUGGCAAAUUCUAGUCUUCAAGUCUGGUUCCAGGUUCUUUCUCCUGUGAUGUUGAUUGAUUAGAUACAUCCAGUGGUCAGCCACGAUGGGCUCAGAGUAAAUGUGGCAUUUAUUGUAUUCUUACCUUUCUAAAUGUGCUUGGUGUUAUAUGCUGGGCCAUGGCCUUGAAAGUCUAUUCUUCCCUUCUGAAUGUAAAAUGCUGGUGAGCAUGGAGCAAAGGGAGCAGCAGACCAAUGCUGCUGAUUUCACCAAACCUUUCUGCUGUUAGAGCUGCAGUUGAGAGAUUCAUACUACUACACCAGCAUCCCUCUUCCCAGUGAGUACUGUCUCACCAGCACCUAUAAACACCAAGGACAAAGGGAGGUGGAUAUCUCAGACCUUAUGCUCCGACUGGGUUUUCAUCGCCGUCUCUUAAGCUCAGUGUUGUUGCAUUUCAGGCUGCUCGGUGCUAUUUUACCUUCCUCAGUGUUUCUGUAAGCAGCCAUCUUUUGCAGUGGUUUGUAACAUACAGCCCCUUGGGGGUCUUUAGCACAUUUGAACAGUCUGCUUUUACAUUCGGUAGCAAAUGGUUUUAAACUCUGUUGCCUUAGAGAAUGGAUACCCACCCAGAUGUUUUUUUCCUGUUAUUUUUUUAUAGGGAGAGGCAUUUGGAAGUCUUUUAUUCUAAAAAUGUUCUUUGUUGACGUGGCUUGAGUGCUUGUUUAAAAACAGUUAUUCAGUUCUC
Molecule: messenger RNA, 3171 nt
Organism: Phasianus colchicus (ring-necked pheasant)
Lineage: Eukaryota; Metazoa; Chordata; Aves; Galliformes; Phasianidae
Gene: WDR82
Product: WD repeat domain 82
Cellular component (GO): Set1C/COMPASS complex
Molecular function (GO): chromatin binding; protein binding
Source: RefSeq, a predicted model, not a curated record